GGGAGGGGGCCGUUUGGGGGCGGAGCUUGAGCCGCCUUGGGGCCUCGCGCCCUCAGUCGCUCCGCGGAGGCGUUUGUUGCCGUUGGUUGUCCUCCCCUCCUUCCUCGCCCCAGGGCCGGAGGGGCGGACGGACGGAGCCUGCUUCCCUCGGCCGCUGCAUUCCCUUCUCCCCGCUCGGGAAGAUGCCGCUCUUCACGACGAACCCCUUCGACCAGGACGUGGAAAAAGCAACCAGUGAAAUGAAUACGGCUGAAGAUUGGGGGCUUAUCUUAGAUAUUUGUGAUAAAGUUGGACAGUCACGAACAGGACCUAAAGAUUGUCUUCGUUCUAUUAUGAAAAGAGUGAACCACAAGGAUCCUCAUGUUGCUAUGCAAGCAUUGACGCUUCUUGGAGCAUGUGUCUCAAAUUGUGGUAAAAUAUUUCAUUUAGAAGUGUGUUCAAGAGAUUUCGCUAGUGAAGUAAGCAACGUCCUAAAUAAGGGUCAUCCAAAAGUCUGUGAAAAAUUAAAAGCGCUCAUGGUGGAAUGGACCGAUGAAUUCAAGAAUGACCCCCAACUUAGUUUGAUAUCUGCUAUGAUAAAAAAUCUUAAGGAGCAAGGUGUUAUGUUUCCUGUUAUUGGUUCACAGGCUGCAGAGCAAGCAAAAGCAAGUCCAGCUCUUGUAGCCAAAGAUCCUGGAAUAGUAGCAAACAAAAAAGAGGAGGAGGAUCUAGCUAAAGCCAUUGAAUUAUCAUUGAAAGAACAAAGACAUCAACAAACACCUCUUUCCGGUCUUUAUCCAAGCACUUCAACUCUCUCAACAAAUCACAAACACGAGGGUCGAAAAGUUCGAGCUAUUUAUGAUUUUGAAGCUGCUGAAGAUAAUGAAUUGACAUUUAAAGCUGGAGAGCUUAUUACUGUACUUGAUGACAGUGAUCCAAACUGGUGGAAAGGUGAAACUCAUCAAGGGACAGGAUUAUUUCCUUCUAAUUUUGUAACUGCUGAUCUUACUGCUGAACCAGAAAUGAUGAAAACUGAGAAGAAAACAGUGCAGUUUAGUGAUGAAGUUCAAGUUGAAACGAUUGAGCCAGAACCUGAACCAGUAUAUAUUGAUGAAGAUAAAAUGGACCAACUAUUGCAGAUGUUGCAAAGUGCAGAUCCAAGUGAUGAUCAGCCAGAUCUCCCAGAGUUGGUCCAUCUUGAAGCGAUGUGCCAUCAAAUGGGACCUCUCAUUGAUGAAAAACUGGAAGACAUUGACAGGAAACAUUCAGAGCUUUCAGAACUCAAUGUCAAAGUGAUGGAGGCACUCUCAUUAUACACCAAACUGAUGAAUGAAGAUCCAAUGUAUUCAAUGUAUUCAAAACUACAAAACCAACAGUACUACAUGACUCAGUCGGGUGUUUCUGGCUCUCAGGUAUAUUCGGGGCAACCUCAGAGUAAUGCCUAUAUGGUGGCAGCAGGUGCCCAGAUGGGCCAUGUACAAGGCUACAGUCUUCCACCAGAACAGCUUCCGUCUCUCAAUCAAGGCACCAUUCCUGCUGCAGCAAGCCCUGGGUUACCUAGCCAGCCUGUUCAGACCUCUUACACUAAUGCAAUGGUUGGUUCUGUUCCAGGAAGUACCUAUGCUAACCAAGGUCCUGUCUACAGCCCGCCGCCAUCUGCUGCUGCUGACAUUGCUGCUUACCCGAAUUCUGGAACUAUGUCCCAGGUGCCAAACUAUAACUUAGUCGCCUCAACCUUGCCCCAACCGCCCGGCACACAACCACCUCAGCAACAGCCUCCUCCAUCACAACAAAAUGCUUACUCCCAGAAGACACUACUAUAGGAUAUAGGACUUCUGAUUCCUAAUCUGCUCUAACCUCUGCUGAAGGCAGUUUACAAUGUUAUCAGUUUCCUCCUUAAUAUCUUAAACUUGGGUUAUCUUCAGCUUAAUAGGAAUCUUUCUGGGUGAAAACAAGUAUGACGAUUCUAUUUGCACUGACUUUUUAGGAUUUUUUUUAAAGUUUGCAAAGGAGUUAAAAUACCUAGGACAUUUAAUUCCUUUUAAAAUGCCUAAACAUUGGUACAAGGUUAUUUAUGUCUGCUGAAACUGGCUAGUUUGUGAAGAGUCAACUUGGCAAACUGUCGUGGCAUAUAUAUGUUAUGUACAUAUAGUGUGUUUGUGUUAGUGGCUGUUUUUGAAUUACAAUGGUGAUCAUGUGAAUAUAUAACAGUGUUAAAGUAAUUUGCAUUACUGUUUUAUUAAUCAUGGAUGGAUGGGCAAUGCUCAUGGAUUUUAUAAGAAUGUCUGUUCAAAGUGUAGGAGAAAAUUCUAACCCGCAUAUCUCAGAUACUUACAGGCUGUUGAUAUGUUCCUGAAACCGAACUGUCCACUUUUCAUUAACUGUACAUUGAAUGCAAAAGUGUCUUGCCUUCCUGUAGCCUACGGUGCUACUAGAUGACAUUCUCUACCAAAGUAAGAGGUCUUGAUCUUCCGGCACUCUGCGUUCAGAAAACAUACUGCUUUAAUGAAUAAUGGUUUCAGAAUAAUAACUUGCAAGCUGCUAAACAUAUGGGACCACAAAACACAUCUGAAUGGUUUUAUCUUUAUUGUUUAAAUAAUAUAACCUACAUUUCCAUGCUGGUUUUAUGUCACCUGAAUGCUGAAGUAUAUUCUGUGUACAUUGGUGGACAUUGCACCAAAGACAGAGGGAUGGAUACGUUGGAUAUGAGUGAAUGGCAUUUUUAAACUGGAACAACAACAUAAAAAACACUACAUUUAUUAAAGUCUUGUUAAGGACUA
Messenger RNA from Anolis sagrei ordinatus, 2759 nucleotides. It is a transcript of the gene STAM, whose product is annotated as signal transducing adaptor molecule. Gene Ontology annotation, molecular function: phosphatidylinositol binding; ubiquitin binding. Gene Ontology annotation, biological process: protein transport to vacuole involved in ubiquitin-dependent protein catabolic process via the multivesicular body sorting pathway. Gene Ontology annotation, cellular component: ESCRT-0 complex. NCBI's taxonomy places the organism in Eukaryota, Metazoa, Chordata, Lepidosauria, Squamata, Anolidae. The record is from RefSeq and is a predicted model, not a curated record.